This is a messenger RNA of Verticillium dahliae VdLs.17, 3318 nucleotides long. RefSeq lists its product as uncharacterized. The coding region runs from base 1 to 3318 and encodes 1105 amino acids. The record is from RefSeq and is a predicted model, not a curated record. NCBI's taxonomy places the organism in Eukaryota, Fungi, Ascomycota, Sordariomycetes, Glomerellales, Plectosphaerellaceae. Gene Ontology annotation, molecular function: ATP binding; ATP-dependent chromatin remodeler activity. The transcript has 4 exons.
AUGGCAUCCCGCUUUCAUGGGUACAUUCCAGUGGGAUGCCUGAUUGGCGACGACAUCGUCAAUCCAUCACGAAAUACAGCGCCAACAGUCCUCCACAACUGGAAUAUACCAGGAGAAGACACGUCAGUGAAGAGCAGGACGCCCGAGGGCUGCGCGGUGCCUCCGAAUAUCCGUGCUAGGUUCUCGCUCCGAGAUGGCCUUUCACGUCUCUAUGAAUCAAAUUGGAUCCGAUUGGAGCACAUUGCACUAUCCGGCUCAGCAGAGGUUCUCAGAGUAUACAUCCUUCCCGACGACGUUGACAACAACAAUGUCCCGAGAUCAGAUGUCAAGCUGCAGAAGGACCGUCGAGCCCUCUUUACCAUGCUCGAUUUUUCUCCAGAAGCGUGGAGCGGCAGACCUGGGACAACCCCUCGAUCAAGUCCAGAGCCCGCAGAAUCUACCACCGAAGAAGAGCUUUCUUUGCUAGAGAUGUUCAAUAACAUUCCCUCUCCUGACCCGGACCCGGACACGAUUGUUGACCCUUCCAGGCGGGAGUCAGUCGACCAAUUACUCGUCAGCAAAGUCAGAGGUCUCAAAACAUCACUCUAUCCCUACCAGCGUCGAUCCGCAGCCUUGAUGGCCAUGAGGGAAGCUCAGCCUGGGAAAUCGCUCGACCCUCGACUCCUCCGAGUGAAAGACCAGGCCGGAGAAGAUUGGUAUUACGAUGCCGCGGCAUGUGUUAUCCUGCGAGAGCCGCGCUACUACGACGGCGUCCAGGGCGGCAUCCUCGCCGAGCAGAUGGGCGCCGGCAAGACCCUGAUCUGCCUCGCUCUGAUCCUCGCGACCAAGUCUCUGCCAACACAGGUCCCUGCCCAUUGCCUCCGCGACCGCACUGAGACGGGCCGGAUCAGAUCGCUCGCUGACAUGGCCGCUGCCAAGCUUACAGCCGAAGGAUUUCCAUGGAGAUAUUACUUUGGUGCAGAGUCGGGCUUGGAGCAUUCGGCAUGUGUCGAGGUACUCAGUCGCAACCCCGGCUUUUACCGGCUGCCCUUAUCCAACACUUCCCGGCGGGGUCGAACCAGCACCGAACCAGCGGAUGCAAGAAAGAUCACCAUCAGCCAUUCUUCGCUGAUUGUUGUACCAAACAAUCUGCUCAAGCAAUGGCAAGGCGAAGUCAAGUUGCACACAACGGACAGUCUCAGCGUUCUUGUUCUGCACGACAAGGAUCCCGUACCUGCCGUCAGUGAGCUCGCGCUCUAUGAUGUGAUAUUUCUCACGCACUUUCUUCUGGAAAGGAUGGUCAGAGCUGGCACGUGGGAAGAGAACCCCUUGGGAGGCAUUCUCUUCAAGCGGUGUAUCGUUGACGAAGGCCACAAGCUCGGCAACUCUACCCAUAACGCCCGGAGUGAUUUCCUCCUCGGACUUGACAACAUCCACACAUCGUCCAGAUGGGUUGUCAGCGGUACACCCUCCAAGGGGCUCUAUGGAGUAGACGAGAAGGACCCAGACGAUCAAGAGGCUACCAAGCUGGAAGCGGAGCAGUUGCGAGUCACGGAGAAGGGCGAUCUGGCAAGGAUAGGAGCGAUAGCGACCCUCUAUCUCAAAGCCCGCCCAUGGGCCAACAGCGGCCUCCAUGGCAGCAAGUCGCCCUGGUCCGUCUACGUCAUGCAGCCGAGACACCUCGCCAGUGGUGCCGGCCGCAGUACGGCGCUGCGGGCGACGCUCAACUCGCUCAUCAUCCGGCACCGUCUCUCGGAGCUGACACAUGUGCUUCCGGACGUUGAUGAGAAGACUGUCUUCCUCGACGGCUCCUACCAGGACAAGCUUUCUCUCAACAUCUUCUCCAUGGUCAUCGUCGCCAACGCGGUGCUGUCGCAGAGGACAGACGCCGACUACUUCUUCCACCAGCGCAACCGCAAGUUCCUGCUUCAGCUAGUACACAACCUCAAGCAGGCGUGUUUCUUCGGAGGGUCCUUCUUCUCGCAUGAUGAGAUUGCCACACCUCUCGAAACGGCCGUCACCUUUUUGCACGAUAGUAAAGUGCCAAUCAGCAGCGAAGACGAGGCCCAGCUCCGUCGGGCUAUGGAUGUGGCGAAGCUCGCUCUUGAGAAUCCUCUCAAGAGCCUGAGUAACGCUUUCCACGAGAUGCCAGUCUACGUCCGCAAUUUCCUUCCCGGCGGCGCAGGAGCAGGGUGGUCCAUUGACCACGCGGCGGACGACCCGGUGUGCACAAACGCCCCGCUGAUCAUGGCCGCGCAGAAGCUCAUCCGCCCCGCUCUCAGUGAUGAGACGGCCCUCAACAGUCUCCUCAACGGAGGAUUUCUCGCCGCAGGCCGGCGGCACCGCGAUCAGGUUGAGUCGGAGGCCAAGGAAGACAGCAUCCCUCGCGGGUCGGCGGCGGCGGCGGCGGCGGCGAGAAACAAGACGCUCGCCGGAAAGACGAAGCUCGGCGACGACCAGAGCCUCAAGAAGCUGCGGACGAACGCGGCGUUUGCCAAGGCGGAGCUCGUGGCUACGGCGUCGGCGAAGAUGACGUAUCUACUCGAUGCAAUCAUUGAACAUCACGAACACGAGAAGAUCAUUGCCUUCUAUGAAAACGAGAAUACGGCGUGGUACAUUGCUAGCAUGCUGGAUGUCAUUCAGAUCGAAUAUCUCAUCUACGCCAAGACGUUGACACAAAAGCGAAAGUCACAAUACAUCAACACUUUCAACAACGACACCAAGUUUCGUGUCAUACUCAUGGACAUAACGCAGGCUGCAUAUGGCCUUGACAUGCGGGCAGCGUCGCGCAUCUACUUCCUGAACCCCGUCCUCAACCCCCAGGUAGAGGCACAGGCCAUCGGUCGAGCGCGUCGCAUCAGCCAGCAGAAGGCCGUUUCGGUAGAGACACUAGUACUUCGAGGUAGUAUCGAGGAGGUUAUCAUCAAGCGCAAGCACAAGAUGAGUCAAGCAGAGCACACCAAAUGCAAAAGCAUUCUCGAUGAUCGGCCAUUAUUCAACUACAUCCGCAAUCCUGGAUUCCUGCCAAUGCCAGAAGGCCAGCAUGAAGGACUAGCGCAGACAGCAUCUCUGAGGCACCCACAGCCAAUCUUCGGCAGGGGCUUCGGACGAGUUGUGCACCCUGACGAAGACCUUUGGAUAACUGAUGGGGCUAUACCCCGGGCCACGGUAUUGGAUGAGACGCCUGCACGUAACGGGGCCACAGGGACAGCGAAUGGACUGGCAAAUCGAGCGAAGCGGCCACAUGGCGCGGUCAUGAGUCCCAGGGAGCCGGGUGAGCCAGAGGGAGAGCAGGCAGAAGAAAGCGAGCCGGUCUCAAGGCGCAUACGCUUCGCCUGA